This is a messenger RNA of Puntigrus tetrazona (Sumatra barb), 696 nucleotides long. RefSeq names its product protein CutA homolog. Gene Ontology annotation, molecular function: copper ion binding. NCBI's taxonomy places the organism in Eukaryota, Metazoa, Chordata, Actinopteri, Cypriniformes, Cyprinidae. Bases 156 to 599 code for a protein of 147 amino acids. The transcript is spliced from 7 exons. The record is from RefSeq and is a predicted model, not a curated record. Gene Ontology annotation, biological process: response to metal ion.
CUCUGGCGCUGCUGUCACACGACAGUCCGGGACGCUUUACGGCAGAGCCAGUGGUUGCGAGACGCACUUUAUGCUGCUUUUUCGUGACUGAGGUGUGUGGAGAAGAGUCGUGAAGUAGAGCAGGUCCUGGAGGUCAAGGUUCACCUGCGCAGGUGAUGAGAUCAGGGCUCGGGUCUCUGAAGCUCUGCUGUCUGUGGGUUCUGCUGGCUGUGUUGAUGCUGCCGGUCCUGAGGCGUCUGGGAUUGAGAGCGUUCUCGAUGGCGUCAGACUCGUAUUCUUCGGGCACACACUCCGCAGCUUUCGUCACCUGCCCCAACGACACGGUGGCCAAAGAGCUGGCCAGAGGAAUUGUGGAGAAGAAGCUGGCCGCGUGUGUGAACAUCGUCCCGCAGAUCACAUCUGUGUACGAGUGGCAGGGGAAGAUCGAGGAGGACAGUGAAGUUCUUCUGAUGAUUAAGACCCGAAGUUCAAAGAUCUCCGCUCUCGCUGAAUAUGUCCGGUCCAAUCACCCGUAUGAGGUGGCCGAGGUCAUCAGUGUACCCAUCGAUCAGGGAAACCCGCCGUAUCUGAAGUGGAUCGGAGACGUGGUGCCCGAGUGAAGCGCUGGAGGGUGUUCUCAUCAUUUGACUGAAAUGUCCUUCGCAGGAAGAUUUCGUUCCGAGUUUGAUUUCUAUUAAAAGGUUGCAGGCAGUGAAA